Chenopodium quinoa (quinoa) is the source of this 2778-nucleotide messenger RNA. Its product is annotated as phospholipase A-2-activating protein-like. Bases 191 to 2467 code for a protein of 758 amino acids. The record is from RefSeq and is a predicted model, not a curated record. The transcript is spliced from 22 exons. Gene Ontology annotation, molecular function: ubiquitin binding. Gene Ontology annotation, biological process: proteasome-mediated ubiquitin-dependent protein catabolic process; ubiquitin recycling. Lineage: Eukaryota; Viridiplantae; Streptophyta; Magnoliopsida; Caryophyllales; Amaranthaceae. Gene Ontology annotation, cellular component: nucleus; cytoplasm.
CAUCACUUUGAUACACAUAGGCCCAUAUUCAUAUCUCAAAAUAUUUUCUUCUUUUCUCCCUCCUCAAGUCUCCUAACAACUUCCCACAUAAAUUAACUCAUCAUUUCCAAAAAUAAUCAAGCUUUAAAACCUCUUUCAAUUCAGUCUACUAGUAUCAGUUCAAUUUCCAGUCAAAAAAAGCUCAAUUUUCAUGGAGAUGGAUUACAAUCUCAGCAUUGAACUUCGAGGACACGAAGACGACGUUAGGAGAAUUUGCGUUUGUGAGAAUGUUGGAAUUGCGACGUCUUCUAGGGAUAAAACGGUGAGGUUUUGGCCGCUUGAUCCGGCAACCAAUCGAGUGCUUGAAUCGCCGAAGGUUAUGGUGGGACACACUAGUUUUGUAGGUCCACUUGCUUGGAUUUCGCCGAAUGAUGAGUUUCCGGGAGGUGGGAUUGUUUCCGGUGGGAUGGAUACUUUGGGGAUGGUGUGGGACUUGAAGAGUGGAGAGAGGGUCCAUGUCUUGAGGGGUCAUGAAAUGCAGGUUACCGGGAUUGCUCUGGAUGAUCGCGAUAUUGUCACCUCUUCGGUUGAUUGCACUUUGAAAAGAUGGAGAAAUGGGAAGGCUGUGGAGUCCUGGGAGGCUCAUAAUGCUCCUGUACAAGCUGUUGUAAAGCUACCCUCAGGCGAGCUUGCCACAGGAUCCAGUGACACAACCCUUAAACUCUGGAAAGGCAAAACAUGUGUACACACGUUUGUUGGACAUACUGAUACUGUAAGAGGUCUGGCUGUGAUGUCUGAUAUAGGAGUACUUUCUGCUUCGCAUGACGGUUCUGUGCGACUCUGGGCACUGACGGGUCAAGUUCUGUUGGAGAUGGUUGGUCACCAAUCAAUUGUAUAUUCUGUUGAUUCACAUGUCUCAGGUCUUGUUCUUAGUGGUAGUGAAGACAACACAGCCAGGAUAUGGAAAGACGGUGUAUGUGUUCAAGUAAUUGAGCACCCUGGAUGUGUUUGGGAUGUCAAAUUCUUGGAAAAUGGGGACAUUGUUACAGCAUGUUCAGACGGAGUAGUGCGCAUUUGGACAACGCAUGCAGAUAGAGCAGCAAACCCUAUAGAGAUUCAAUCAUAUUCUGAACAACUUUCUGCUUACAAGAUCAGUAGAAAGAGAGUUGGGGGCUUGAAAUUGGAGGAGUUGCCUGGAUUGGAUUCAUUACAAGUUCCAGGUACGAGUGAUGGACAAACAAAAGUUGUAAGGGAAGGAGACAAUGGUGUAGCAUAUUCUUGGAAUAUGAAAGAGUACAAGUGGGAUAAAAUUGGUGAGGUUGUUGAUGGACCUGGGGAAGGCCUUAAGCGUCCUGUACUUGAUGGAAAGGAGUAUGAUCACGUGUUUGAUGUUGAUAUUGGAGAUGGGGAGCCUAUUCGUAAGCUGCCUUAUAAUCGAUCAGAUAAUCCAUAUGACACUGCUGAUAAGUGGCUUCUUAAGGAGAAUCUUCCACUUUCUUAUCGUCAGCAAGUUGUAGAUUUCAUUUUAGAGAAUACUGGUCAGAAGACAUUUUCUUUUGAUUCAUCAUUCCGUGAUCCUUACACCGGAUCCAAUGCCUAUGUACCUGGGGGUACUUCUGCCAACCAUGCUAUUUCUAAUAAACCUACUUUUAACAAUUUCAAGCAUAUACCCAAGAAAGGUGUCCUCAUCUUUGACGUGGCCCAAUUUGACGGGAUUUUGAAAAAGAUGUCUGAGUUUAACAAUACUCUUCUCUCUGACCAGGGCCAGAAGCAGCUCUCACUUACAGAAGUGGAAAUGUCUAGAAUUGGUGCUGUUGUAAAGAUCUUGAAAGAUACAUCACAUUAUCACAGUAGCAAUUUUGCAGAUGUAGACAUUGACCUGCUGUUGAAAUUACUGAACUCAUGGCCAGUAUCCAUGGUGUUUCCAGUUAUUGACAUCCUGCGAAUGAUGAUUUUGCACCCUGAUGGAGCUUCUAAAUUGCUGAAGCUCAUAAAUGGUGGAAACGACGCACUAAUAGAGUUGAUCAAGAAAGUUACAAUGAGUCCAGUGAUCCCGGCCAACGUUUUGACUGGUCUUCGUGCAUUAAAUAAUCUAUUUAAGAAUACUUCUUUCCACCAGUGGCUUCAAUAUCAUCGUAGUGAGAUACUUGAUGCAUUUUCUGCUUGUUACACAUCUAAUAAGAAUGUACAAUUUGCUUAUUCCACGUUAAUUCUCAACUUUUCUGUGCUGUUGAUUGAAAAGAGAGAUGAAGAAGGGCAAUUACAAGUACUAUCAGCUGCACUUGAGAUUGCUGAAGCAGAGAGUAUUGAUCUAGAUUCAAAAUUUCGUGCACUGGUUGCUAUUGGAUCAUUGAUGCUUGAUGGUUCUGUCAAAAGAAUAGCAAUGGAUCUUGAUGUCGAGAGCAUUGCAAAAGCUGCAAAGUCUUCCAAGGAUUCAAAGAUCGUUGAAGUCGGGGCUGAUAUUGAAGCACUAACAAAGCAAAGUUAAGAUCUUCGGACCAGAUUUCAAUAGAUGAACAACACACAUCAUGUUGGAUUUUUGUUGAAGGUCUAGGGAGGAAUUGGAGGAUACUGCUAAAACAAUACAUGGAAAAUGAAACAUAGUUAUCUCUUGAUUUGUACAGUUGUAGCAGCAUUGUAACCUCUAUUUUUCCUUGGUGUUAUAAUGUUUCAUUCAUAUAGCCACUGCUACAGCCCGCUUUCUGUUGAUUUCCUGUUGCAGUGUUGCUUACCAAAACACAUUUAGAGUAAUUUUUUCUUUGAUUAAGUUUAAUAUAUGCUCUAGAGCCUUUGAAAUCC